GGGUCGGGGUUUUGUUUGAAUUGUGUGAGGGAGGAAAGAGGCGUCAGGCCGAACGGAGUUAGCGGUUAGCUAUGUAGCGCGAUGGCAGGCGCAUCUAACCUGUCGGGGUUAGCUUUGGAGACCUCCGGAGAAUUACAGUCUCCUGGCUCUGCUUCAAGCAACCGGAGUUUACGGGUGGCGGAGAAUGUGAGGAAGAAAGGGGAGAGAAAUCCCUUUCAGUUUGCGCUGAACUACCUUUCCCAAGUGCAGGAAGGCACCGUUGUAAGAGGAAAUGAUGCACUGGAGAGGAACUUGGUUCUGGUGGAGACAAUUGCCCUUAGUCAGGGUCUCCCUCCAGAGGCUGUCUCCUUGCUUCUAGACCUGGCAUUAAGUCUCCGUGCAGGUAGUGUGACCUGUUCUCGCAUUCUGAAGUUUCUGAUACCUGCUUCAGUAGUACCUCAAGAAGCCAUUGUACGAGGAAUGUCAUGGCUGUGUGUAGGAAAAAUGCCACUGAACGCUCAGGUUCUUUUUCUUCGAUGGGUUCUCACUGUUUUUGACCUUAUUGACUGCAAAGACCACCUGAGAGCUGUCUAUGGCUUUAUUUUCAGCUUUUUGACUGAAGAGAAUCUGUGUCCUUUCAUCUGCCACUUGUUGUACCUCUUAACAAUGAGGGAGCAUGUCCAGCCUUUCAGAGUGAGAAAACUGCUGGAGAUUCAGACUCGAAUGGGCAAGCAGUCCUUUCUUAUGCAGCUGCUGGCCCUCUACAAAGUUUUUCGUCCUGAGCUGGUGACGCUUUCUGUGCCGUCGAGAUUGAGGACUGGCUUUAAGAAUCACAAUUCCACCUGGAAAGCGGCUCUGAGUGCUGUACAGCGGAAGAACAGGACUCAAAUGAUGGCCGAUCAUAGCCUCUCUCUGGGGGUGAAAGGGAAGCCUGUCUCAAGAAAAAGGAAACUGGAUCACCUGGAGGUGCCUCCCUUGAGCUCAUCGUUUUACACCAACUCUAAGAAAACAGUUUUCCAACUGCAGGAACUGCGUUCCUUUACCGAGUUGCUCCAAAACAUCCACAAUAUAGAGCUGCCAGCCCAAAUGGGGUCUCUCCUCGGAUGCUCUCUGGCACUCCAUUAUCUGGACUGUGUACAGGAUGAGUCUGCUUUCCUGCGCCUCAACUUCUGGCUCGGCUACUCACUGCAGGAGGAGUUCCUGCUUUGCCCUGUGGACGGGGACUCGGACAGUCAGACUGAGGCCUCGCGCUUUCUCGCUACCAUCCUCUCCUCACAGCAGUUCCUCCAGGAGAGUUUCCUCAGCACAGAGAGCUUCCUCUACAAGUUUCUGAGCGUGUGGGAUGGCUCACUGCUGCGCUCCCAGGUCCUGGACCUGCUCAGCCACGUUCCCCUGAUGCCCAGUCACCAUAUCAGAAUGCUUCUUUUUGAGCCACUGAUGCAACUCUACUUCACCUCUUCUGUGUUCUUUAAGUGUAGCGUCCUCGAGUGUCUGAACAGCAUGCUGUUGAAGUGGUUGACCUGGCACUCCAUCAACGCUCUGGAGAACGGUCUGGACAUCAGCCUCAACAGCAACGGCACAGUCACCAUGACCCUGUCUGGGUUUAUGGAUACAGUCAUAGAGCUGGUGCGGUUUGUGGGACGGCUGGCUGCUGAGGGCCUGCGCCUGGAGAAUUGUCAUGUGCUGCUCCUCAGCCACACACUUGCUUUCUAUGAGACGGUGUGUGAUAUGUUUGUGAAGUAUGGCUUGCCUCUGGUCAUUAUGCCCCCAGCUGAUGUUUUUUACCCAGCUCUCCUUGCCACUGAUUCUGUCAGUGUGGAUCGUCUGGGUUACAUCAUGUACAGAUACCGGAAGAAUCUGACCCUGGCCAAAAAACAGGGCCAGCAGAGAGAGCAAACAUUUCACAUAAGCAGAGUCACGUACCAGGAGUUUAACAAGCACCUGGUGGCCAUGGUGAGCUGUCUGUGGAAUUCCAAGUCAUUCUUAUCUGGCACGGGAAUUGAGGUGGAUGAGCGUCAGCUGAUCCAGAGCAAAGUGCCCGACCACUGGAGCUCCUUUGACCUUGUUCACCAUCCAGCCUUCUUCAAGUAUGCCUUGGAGUUUCACCAGAAGUGCUGGCCAGAGAGGAAGCGUGUGGACCUGGCUUCUAUAAAGGUUGGAAAAUACUGGAACUGGUAUGUGGAGUUCCUCUUCAGCCAGGGCUUUGAUGGUCUCAAUGACUUCAUCAAGGUUAACACUGGCCAAAGCUAUUCUUCCAGCUCUAGUAGCCAAGGGGACAGUCAGCCCACAGGCCAGCACUGAUGAUGGUUUAAACGGCUUUGUAUUACUUGGAAGAUUGCACUGAGACAUUAAGGGGACUCUGUUUCAGUGGUCAUGUACAUAUUUUGUGGUCUUUUCUAAAAGGACUUGUAGAGGAAGCCAUAUUGAAAUUGUAUAUUAUUUUGUCUGUAUCCAUGUAGAGGAGUGUGUAUAUGUUUACUCUAGUCUGUUAAACUUAGUUAAGUGCUUACUUAUUUUAAUUUUUUCUGUGAAACAUUUGUUUUGCAUCCUGGUUUUUUUUUUUUUUAACGUUUUAGUUGCUUCUUUCAGAACCUGAAGUGUCUUGCAUUUAAAGACAUACAAAGCUCAAGAUUUAUGAAGCUUGUAGCAGUGUAUUUUUUAAAAACGUGAUUUAACAAAGUAAUUAUGGUAAAAAUCUUAAUUGAGGUCUUGUUUAAUUUAUUUCUUAUUUUCAGUAAAUCACCAGUACAAGUGCAAAAUGUUAUUAUAGUACUUUUGUUUUAAAGGUCAUAAAACAAAUCUGUUUUUGUCUGUCCCAAUAAAGUUUCCAAUAGAGUAUUACACCACUUUGCGCAAUGAGAGGAGUUACACAGGUUCCCCCUGAAAGCGUCAAGUCUUUAUUUCUUACCAUUUUGAACGGGAUGUCAGUGUUUUUACAUUUCAAGUUCAAUGAGGCAUUUGCAUAGCUUUGUAAUUUAUACACAUUCUGCAAAUAGUGACCCUGUUGUAACGUCACAACUGUGACAUCUGUAAAUCUUUUCUUGGCUUUAUUAAAAUAUUUCCAACCUGUA
Electrophorus electricus (electric eel) is the source of this 3050-nucleotide messenger RNA. It is a transcript of the gene cenpi, whose product is annotated as centromere protein I. Gene Ontology annotation, cellular component: inner kinetochore; kinetochore. The record is from RefSeq and is a predicted model, not a curated record. NCBI's taxonomy places the organism in Eukaryota, Metazoa, Chordata, Actinopteri, Gymnotiformes, Gymnotidae. Gene Ontology annotation, biological process: mitotic sister chromatid segregation; CENP-A containing chromatin assembly.